GCCCGCCUUGUAGUCUCCAAUGGUUUCAAUGAUCAAAUCCCCCGGUCAUUUCCUUGAUGAUAUUAAUACGGUACACGACAAUUCAUCGUCCGCCGUUUUAUAUCAACUUUUCCAAGUUCUGGUUUGCAACAAACAUCGAAAAGAGCUCAAAUACUGAGACUCAUUUAUCUAUCUAUUUGAACAUGGCCUCCUUUCCCAAUAUUUGGACUCACCGUAAGGUGGCCGACACGGCUUCCAAGCCUUGUGAGAUUUGCUAUAAACCUAGUGCAAGUGUCCUGAUAACUCCGGAAAACAAGGUGAAUAGCAUCAUCCUAUCUGUUGAAUUGAUUGCUUAACAAUUCCCUUCAGGAUUUCUUCUAUGUAUGCCCAUCACAUUUAAAGGACAAAGGGUUUGCUACACCUAUCGUAGAUCAGGCUGCUAUUGCUGCUAAGAAAAAGAAAGAGUUGGAUGAUGAAAUUGAACGCGUGAAGCAGGAAUUUGAAGAGAAGCAGAAGAAGAAGAAGAAGGAGAAAGAUACCUCCAAAAAGGACGAUAAGGAGAAGGAUGGUAAAGAUAGGAAUGACGAGGGGAAAGCAGAUGAGAAGAAGACUGAUGAAAAGGUAUGCAUGAUGCCUGAUCAUUCUCAAUCUUAUUAUUCCUACUAAGCUCUUUUCUUGAAUCUCCAGAAGAAUUCGGAUACUCCCGCAUCAUCAACACAAAGUUUAACACCGGACGAGGAACCUAGAGUAUUUUCUCUCAAAAAGAUGUUCUAUCAACAGAGACUUGACAAAAAGAAGCAGGCUGAAAUUGCAAGACGAAAUCGUGAACGUUUUCAAAGCCCGAACCUAUUUCCCCAGGUCCCCAAAGGUUUACCUUGACUUGAAUAUCCCGAGUAACCAAUAUUCUUACUUAGGUGGGAGAAGAAUCCAUUGGCCGGGUCGGUGUAGAUCUAUUUAGAUUCCACGUGACUGUGAUGAGCCUCAAACUCACAAGCGAUGUCAUGGAUUGAGGACACUACUUACCAAGACAAUUCAUUCUUUCAUUCACGAGCCAGCGGGAGAGUUUAGGGAGCACGUUAUUGUGCCACAUUUCCCACAAUCACACCUUUUCCUCGCGCAACUUUUACGCAUUCUAGAUAUGUCGGCCGACGGAUGUAACACAUAAGUUUUAUGGAGUUGGUUGGACUGGCAUAGUCAAAUUCGGACACGUCAUAUAGUUUUACUGCUAAGGAGAGUUGCAGUAUCAUAUGUUCACGAGGUAUUUAUGCUGACUGCAUGAUGAUCAACCCGUUAAAAAUUUGGUCAAUAUGGUCAAUGCAUGAGUUAGCGUUUAGCAUUGAUGGGUUGGUGUUCACCAGGGCGAUCACACUCUCCUUGUACUUUUAUCCUGGGAAUAAAACGUCAUCGAUCUACUCCUCACGGCAGUCACCAGGCUGAACCGAACGGUAUCAUCCUUGCCAGGCAGCCGAGUGAAAGGGUGGUAUUCAUCCGGCAAUUGCCUCGUACAAAACGCCGUAGAGGUACAUGCUUACUUGUGUUGAAUAAGGCAACCUGAUUAUUUCAAGCGAACAAGUUAUCAUCCUAAGCUCCUUUGC
Sclerotinia trifoliorum is the source of this 1574-nucleotide messenger RNA. Lineage: Eukaryota; Fungi; Ascomycota; Leotiomycetes; Helotiales; Sclerotiniaceae. The record is from the annotation of a GenBank genome assembly.